Molecule: messenger RNA, 1710 nt
Organism: Cavia porcellus (domestic guinea pig)
Lineage: Eukaryota; Metazoa; Chordata; Mammalia; Rodentia; Caviidae
Gene: CUNH10orf53
Product: chromosome unknown C10orf53 homolog
Exons: 3
Coding region: 79-360 (93 amino acids)
Source: RefSeq, a predicted model, not a curated record
CACAGGGGUCAAGCUGGCGGUUGCCUAGCAGCAGCGGGCGUAGCGCAGUUCCUAGGCCUCAGGCGGCCCCGCGGCGCCAUGCCUGCGAGAGCAAAGGUCAUCCUGCGCUACGGACCCUACAGCGCGGUGGGCCUGGCCGCGGAGCACCGCACCUUCCGCCUGGAGGGCCUGCAAGCUGUGUUAGCCGAAGACGGACACAAGGUCAUCCUAGAGAAGACGGAAGAGAGGAACGUGGUCGAGCUCGAGGUGAAUGAAGAAAUCGUCUUCCAGUGCAACAUCACCGACCUGGAGUUCGGAGGUGAUGGGAAACUGGACCCACUGUGUGAAGAGGCCAGAAAGUCUGUGUUAAAUGCCUACUGAUCUCCCGUGGCACAGACACAGAUGACCGUCAGUGGUCCCUGCUGCAGGGACACUGGGCUGUCCCAGUCCGAAGGAGGCAACAGUGGCCAGCCACACAGCCCGGAUUCCCAUCUGGCCGCAUGGGAGCUCCCGAAAUAAUAAAACCACAUCGUCUGCCGCAUCUCUCAGCCUCAACCCACAGGGAGACUCUCCAAUAUCAGGUACACACUGGGCUGAAGGAAAUAAUAAGAUGGACCCAAUAACAGAGCACCGCGGCUUCCUAAUAAGACCUAGAUGCCAGAAGCAUUCGAAAUCCAAUUUGGCAGUACACAAAGACGGACACAGGAACUGGUGAAAUUGAAGAGCAGUCAGGGUGGGGGUGGAAAGCCAGGCCUUUAGAUGUCUGAAGAAAGAGUCAUUGUCAAUAUAGCACUUAGAGCCCCCGCGAUUCCUACAGAUCAUUUCUCGCUGACACUAGAAUCCGACUUAAAAUUGUUAAUGAGAAAUUUGGUGAAACCAAAGCUUCAGUUAUCCUUCUAUAAAACAAGAAAAAUGUCUGCCUUCUUUUGCACUGACCAGUCCAGCGGGAGGCUCUGCAGAGAGCAGAAAGCCCUGAGCAGAAGCGGGAAGUGGCCUGUCCCUCUGGAGGAGGACAAGGGAGCAUGCAGCCCUGUGUGAAGGGGCGUUUAGCUGUAACCAGGGAAAACCAGUCGUGUCAGAACGACGCUGUUUUUUCCUACUCCAUUCUUUGUCCCGAGCUGCGGUCGGUAUUCUGAACCUGAAGGUGAGAGAGGAAAGACACAGAUAGGGAUCUGAUGACGGUAGGUAAAGAUGAGGUCACCCUGGGAAGGCCUCAUCCUUUGAGAAGACAGAUGGAUUCCACCACCCCACACUGCAGGAGGCGGGAGCCCUGCUGAAAGGGCAGGGCUUGUGCAGCCACCUGGGAGCCACGCCCCUGGGGAUCCACCUGGGGUGCUGACUGGGGAGCCAUCUUGUCUACUGCCCGUGCAUCCCCAAACCUCCUGCACCCAGAACUCCAAAGUCCAGCAGGGACCCCAAGAAGCUGCUGUGCCUUUUCUCACCUGUGAUGAAAUAGAUGGAUUUAAAUCCCAGACAUGAGUCACUUGGAGCUCUUUAGAAACAGUUAAUUGGCUCCUUGUGGAGAGACUGAGGCUCCAAACGAUUCUCCCACACCCAUCGGCUGUUGGUCUUCACACGUCUCUAAUGGCCCAGGGUUUCCUCCCUUUUAGUCAAACACCAGCCUCAGUUACCUGUGGUCGUGUUUUCUCUCAUUUCAUUGUAAACAUGUUGGUACAGGAGAAACAUGGUUUCCCUAAGGAACAUGGGGAAAUACAGGCUAUGAUAAAAGGA